AUGGCUCAAGCUAUGGACGAAAUUGAUCCAUCACUCAUGCACGUUGAUGAUCAAUACUUCUUCGAAACUGCCCAGCCCGUGGGGAUAAGUCAACCAACUCCCUUAGUUAUUCCCACUUUUGAAGAUCCGAAACGAAUAAGAAACCGCCUAGCGCAACGAAAAUUCCGAUCAAAGGCGAAUAAAAAACAGCAGAUUGAGUCAAAGGAAAGAGAUCAAGUUGCUUUGGGAGAGGGAGUUCACUUGCACAGAAGUAACAGUAUACAAUACUUAUCUGGCUUGGAAGGAGACGCUCUAAGCGGAGAUAGCCUUGAUUCGUUAUUGUUUAAUGAUACCUCGGAAUCCUCAUCAUUCGUUGAACAAGUGUAUUCCGCUACCUACACCAAUGUACCUACACACAGCUCUGCUGGUACCAAUGCAUGCUCCCUCGAGGAAAUGGCUUUACCGUUUUCUUUGAACAAGUCAAUUAACGUAAGGGCCACAGGAACCUCUACAUUGCCCACUUCUCAGUUCAAUACCUUCGCCACAAAUUCCAACUCUAAUAGCCGUGGAGAUGAUUGGCCUCAACCUCAUCAUCCAGCCACCUUGAACGGGGAGAGCCAAAACAAGUCCGAGGCACAGGCGCGGCCGAAUUCGAGAUUUUCUGUAUCGAGUAAAGACUUUGAAUCUUCCGAGUUAGCUUCAGAUACUCAACGGAAAGCCUCGCCUGGUCCUCUCACGUUAGAACAGCGCAUUCGACACAUACUUGAUGCAACUGAGGAAAUGGGAUUUGAUAGCAUUGACGCAGUCGCGACAUUAUACUACACAGCCAGGUUUCCGAAACACUCUUUGUUGCAUUACGCGCAAUCAACAAGCCGCAGUCAUCGUCUAGGCAAGUUUUUAUCGAGUCUCCACGAGAGUUCAAACCAUUGGGUUGGUCGUGAGGCCCGUGGGUAUCACGACGGACAGAUAUCAUGUAUAGAGCGUACAUGUACCUCUGAACUAGGGAGUUUACUUCAACAUAUCCCACUGGCUAUUAAGCAGGAUACCAAAAAACGCACUUUUAUUGUGGAUAUAAUUAGUAAGCAAUAUUUAAAAGAACAGGGUAAAGGCAAGAUAUAG
This is a messenger RNA of Microsporum canis CBS 113480, 1098 nucleotides long. RefSeq lists its product as hypothetical. The transcript has 4 exons. The record is from RefSeq and is a predicted model, not a curated record. NCBI's taxonomy places the organism in Eukaryota, Fungi, Ascomycota, Eurotiomycetes, Onygenales, Arthrodermataceae. Bases 1 to 1098 code for a protein of 365 amino acids.